Phoenix dactylifera (date palm) is the source of this 2160-nucleotide messenger RNA. Its product is annotated as putative anion transporter 6. The record is from RefSeq and is a predicted model, not a curated record. Gene Ontology annotation, biological process: transmembrane transport. Gene Ontology annotation, molecular function: transmembrane transporter activity. NCBI's taxonomy places the organism in Eukaryota, Viridiplantae, Streptophyta, Magnoliopsida, Arecales, Arecaceae.
UAAGGCUGUUCUUAGAUCUCUGCCGGCAUUCGGCACUUGCCUGUGACGGCACGAUGCCUUGCAUCCGGAAGCAAUCGGUGGAAGAUACUAAACAAUCGAACGGCGAGCAGGUGGGAUGUGGGCCCCUCGCGAUGACGUCGCCCGCCCCUACUCUGCGCUCCCAAUGAGCUCCUUCUCGUUGCUUAAUUCGCGAUCUCUCGUUUCUUUGUUUCAUUUCCUAAUCCCCUCGGCCCUUGACCUCCAAACCCUCUUCUCUGGAUGGAUCCCAUCUUAUAUCUAGUUUGGAGGUCAAAACAUUUACAAUUCGGCGAUCUCCUACCCUGUUCUUCUUGUUCUUCUUCAUUUGGCCGUGAGAUUGUUUUGGUGGGCAUUGUGCGGCAAGCCGCGGCAUCGUCGCCGACGCGAGGUAUAUCAUUUCGGUCGUGGUUUCAGAUUCUCAAUUAUAUCAGGAAAUGCUGGAUAAAAUUCUAAGAAUUAGAAGGACUGAAAGAAUGGCCUAGGGCAUUUUUGUAAAAGAAAAAAGGUAUACUGGGUAGGAUGACAUGAAGGGGCAGUGACAGAGAAUUCUUUAUACAUGGAACAGUUAAAUAUGAUGAGUAUGAGAUUUCCAAAGCGAUAUCUUAUUGUUCUGCUGACCUUCAUCAGCACAAAUGUGUGCUACAUUGAGCGUAUGGGCUUCUCAAUUGCUUACACUGUGGCUGCAGAUGCCAUUGGUGUGGAUCAAUCAAGCAAGGGCCUGAUACUUUCAACAUUCUACUAUGGGUAUGUUGUCUCUCAGGUGCCUGGUGGAUGGGCAGCGCAGAGAGUAGGAGGAAGACGUGUUCUGCUUAUGUCAUUUGUAUUGUGGUCUUCAACAUGUGCUUUAGUUCCACUGGACCCUAGCAGAGUCAGUAUAUUAGUGCUUGCCCGCUUGCUUGUUGGGGUGGCACAGGGAUUCAUAUUUCCCUCCAUUCAUACAGUGCUAGCACAAUGGGUCCCUCCACAUGAGCGUUCCCGUUCUGUGUCUCUUACAACUUCAGGGAUGUACCUAGGUGCAGCUGGUGGCAUGCUUCUUCUGCCAAGCUUGGUGAAGUACAAGGGUCCUCAGUCAGUUUUUUUGGUUGAAGCAGCAUUGGGUGCCAUCUGGUCUAUCCUUUGGUUUAAAUGUGCUAGUGAUCCGCCUCGUUCUGAUCAUCCUAAGGCAAUGGCUGCUGGUUUUGGGGAGUCUUUGUUGCCUGCGACUCAGCUGAAAGAUAAGGUGAGAGUGCAAAAUGGUGGAAAUCCUCUUAAUGCCACUAAGAUCCCAUGGAAAAGGAUAAUCUUCAGUUUGCCAGUUUGGGCAAUUGUGGUGAACAACUUCACUUUCCAUUAUGCAUUAUAUGUGCUUAUGAAUUGGUUGCCAACAUAUUUUGAACUCAGCCUUCAGCUCAGUCUUCAGGAGAUGGGAUCUUCCAAGAUGCUCCCUUACCUGAACAUGUUUAUAUUUUCUAAUAUAGGUGGCGUAGUAGCAGAUCACUUGAUUACACGAAGGAUCUUAUCAGUGACAAAGACUCGUAAACUUUUGAAUACCGUUGGGUUCAUCAUAGCUGCCUUUGCUUUGAUGGCCCUUCCAUAUUUUAGAACCCCUACAGGGACCGUGCUCUGUUCUUCACUUUCUCUUGGCUUUUUGGCACUAGGAAGAGCAGGAUUUGCUGUAAAUCACCUGGACGUGGCUCCAAGGUAUGCAGGCAUUGUGAUGGGAGUUUCUAAUACGGCAGGCACAUUAGCUGGUAUCGUUGGUGUGGGGCUCACAGGGAGAAUUCUGGAGGCUGCAAAGGCUGCUAAUCUGGAUCUUUCAAGCUCUGAGAGUUGGAAAUCCGUAUUUUUUGUUCCAGCGUACCUCUGCAUAUUCAGUUCUGUUAUUUUUUUAAUAUUCGCAACAGGAGAAAGAAUUUUCUGAGUAACAAAGCAUUACUAUGGAUAUUUUAUUUUUUAUUCAGAAGUUCAUUGCCAAAGUUUUAGCUGGAGAUAUGAAAUUAAUACAUUCGGUACAUUAUCCAGACCGCCAGUUUCUUUACGCCAAGUUAGAUUCAUUUGGUGCCAUUGUGUAACUUGUGUUUUGAAGCAUUGUAAUGAGUAAACAAAAUGGAAUGUCAAGAUUGGAAAUGUGAGGUUCUCGAGAUCAAGUUUACUUCUUUAUAA